Messenger RNA from Tupaia belangeri chinensis (Chinese tree shrew), 1528 nucleotides. RefSeq names its product annexin A1 (gene ANXA1). The record is from RefSeq and is a predicted model, not a curated record. NCBI's taxonomy places the organism in Eukaryota, Metazoa, Chordata, Mammalia, Scandentia, Tupaiidae. The transcript has 13 exons. Gene Ontology annotation, molecular function: phospholipase inhibitor activity; phosphatidylserine binding; calcium ion binding. Gene Ontology annotation, cellular component: nucleus; plasma membrane; cytoplasm. Gene Ontology annotation, biological process: phagocytosis; signal transduction; cellular response to glucocorticoid stimulus. Bases 186 to 1226 code for a protein of 346 amino acids.
GGGCAAAGCUGAGGCCCGUACUUCAAACAAAAGGCAGCCAAUUACUAACUUCUGGUUGCUAGGUGUGGCCUCCUUUCCAAUCCUAUAAAAUAAGCCCAAGGCUUCACUUCUAGCCUGCAACCUUCAGAGAAGAAGCUGUCUUUAGUUCCUUGGAGGAAGGCAAAACAAAAGAUUCAUCUCUUAAAAUGGCAAUGGUAUCAGAAUUCCUCAAGCAGGCCUGGUUUAUUGACAAUCAAGAGCAGGAAUAUGUUCAAACUGUGAAAACAUCCAAGGGCGGCCCUGGGUCCGCGGUGUACCCGUAUCCUAGCUUUGAUCCAUCCUCUGAUGUCGAGGCCUUGCACAAAGCCAUCACAGUUAAAGGCGUGGAUGAAGCAACCAUCAUUGACAUUCUAACUAAGAGAAAUAAUGCACAGCGUCAACAGAUCAAAGCAGCAUACCUCCAAGAAAAGGGAAAGCCCUUGGAUGAAGCUCUGAAGAAAGCCCUUACUGGUCACCUUGAAGAAGUUGCUUUAGCUAUGCUAAAAACUCCAGCCCAGUUUGAUGCUGAUGAACUCCGAGCUGCCAUGAAGGGACUUGGAACAGAUGAAGACACUCUGAUUGAAAUUUUGGUAUCAAGAAAUAACAAAGAGAUAAAAGACAUUAACAGAGUCUAUAGAGAGGAAUUGAAAAGAGAUCUGGCCAAAGACAUUACCUCAGACACAUCUGGAGAUUUUCAGAAGGCUUUGCUUUCUCUUGCUAAGGGUGACCGAUCUGAGGAUUUUGGAGUGAAUGAAGAUUUAGUUGAUUCGGAUGCCAGGGCCUUGUAUGAAGCAGGAGAAAGGAGGAAGGGUACGGAUGUGAACGUAUUCACUACCAUUCUUACCACCAGAAGCUAUAACCACCUUCGCAAAGUAUUUCAGAGAUACACCAAGUACAGUCAGCAUGACAUGAACAAAGUUCUGGACCUGGAGUUGAAAGGUGACAUUGAGAAAUGCCUCACGGCCAUUGUGAAGUGUGCUACAAGCAAACCAGCGUUCUUUGCUGAGAAGCUUCACCUGGCCAUGAAGGGUGCUGGAACUCGUCAUAAAGCAUUGAUCAGGAUUAUGGUUUCCCGCUCUGAAAUUGACAUGAAUGAUAUCAAAGUAUACUAUCAGAAGAUGUAUGGUAUCUCUCUUUGUCAAGCCAUCCUGGAUGAAACCAAGGGAGAUUAUGAAAAGAUCCUGGUGGCUCUAUGUGGAGGAAACUAAACAUCCCUUCGAUGGUCUCAAGCAUGAUCAGAAGACUUUUUAAUUAUAUCUUUUACUCUAUACCAUAGGCUUAAAUGGGAAGUUUCUUCAGCAAGAUUAUAGUCUGGCUCCUGACUUUCUGAACAAUAUAGCCUAUAGCCUAUAAGUAAUUUUUAUAUCACAACUCUGUAUAAUAGAGAUAAGCUCAUUUUUUAAAAAAUAUGUUUACCAUAAGCCAUAAAAUGCCAUAAACAAGUUGUUCUAGUAAUAUUACUUGAGAAAGCUGUUUAUGUAACUGAAAAUAAAAUGAUGUUAUAAUACAG